Molecule: messenger RNA, 1014 nt
Organism: Glarea lozoyensis ATCC 20868
Lineage: Eukaryota; Fungi; Ascomycota; Leotiomycetes; Helotiales; Helotiaceae
Exons: 2
Coding region: 1-1014 (337 amino acids)
Source: RefSeq, a predicted model, not a curated record
AUGGAGGGCACAAUUCUUGAGGUUUUGACACAGGAGAAUCCAGUGCUGAGAUUGCAAUCUCAAAAGUCUGGCCGUCUCACCCAGAAUCCUAAUUACAUCGAUUUAGCUCCACGGGAGGUCUCGAUGAGCGCUUGGGAUGACUUCAACUACGACAACAUCAUCGCUGCUCUUGGCAAUAUUCUCGACCAUGGACCAGUGGAAAGCAGAGUCAAAGAAGAUGUUGGCGGCAGCCAGCUAGACAUUGAAGACGAAGACGACAUUGAUAGGAUCAGCGACCACUGGUUCUAUGAAGUUACCAACAAGCCCUUGAAAUUCGGUUCACUCCAACUAUUACAGCAACUCGGAAUGGAAGAGGUCAAUGUAUCGUUCCGGUUGAAAGGAGCAAAGCUUAAGGAUCCAGUCAAUGACAACAAACUCCUCCCGGACUGGGUCGUCUACCAACAUUCGGAACCCAACAAAACCAAUAUCGUGGUGGGUGACAGCAAGUGUAGCACGAAAUGGUGUAGCGAUAGAAAUAAAAAUAUACCAAAGAUCGAAGUGCAAUGGAUGUGGCCGAUGCGACAGAUCGGGUCGUAUUGCAAAUUCGGUGGUACUCGCUACUCCUUCAUUGUUACACCGGAAGAAAUAGUAGUUGCUCGUUUCUAUUUAGAUCAUUCAAUGAAUGACGCUGACAGAGCUGAGUAUAAGUCGAUACCUUGGGGUGCUGCCUCCCCAACAGCAUUAACAAUGAACCUAGCUAUCUGGGCGCUGGCGAUGUUCGCACUUAACGAAGGCCAUCGACCAAUCAGGAGUCGAGAGGAGACGUUACCAUUAAACGUCUGGUGGAAAGACGUGGCUGCCGACGGUUCGUUAACGUACGAGCAUCAUCUUACAGGACGGACAUUGAAGAAACUACCCAAAGGCGGAGAAGCGAGGAAGCGUCCAACUCACAUACCUGAUGUCGUACCCGAAAAUGAAAGGGAACCACCCGUGAGGUCUACUCGAGCAGCCACGCUCAAGAGGAAAAAGGGUUGA